CCCGCCUUCCUCUCGCGCUCUCUCUCCCACCCUUUUUCUUGGGCUGUGUCAAGCGGCGGCCACCAACGUGGAGAGCGGAAGCCGCCCGGCCGUCUCCCAACGGGCGAAGGCAGAAGGCAGCGCGCGGGCGGCCGCGGCGUCGGACGAGACCACCCGCCGCAAGAAGCCGGGGGGGGGCCGAGCGGAGGGCAGGAGCACGUGAGGCUGGGUGUUGCCGCCGGGGCUUCACCUGUGAAGGGGUCGCUUGCUCACCCUCCCCUCCCAGCCCGCGGGGCGUUGGAGCAGCCCAACCGCCCGUCGCGAGGACCAGGCGACCCCUCGGCCGGUCACAACCGGUUUGAACCGGAGACGAAGGAGGCGCUGCCGCCGCCAUGGCCGAGACUGAGGAGCGGAGCUUGGACGACUUCUUCGCCAAGCGAGACAAGAAGAAGCGGAAAGAGAAGAGCAGCCGGACAACCGCCGCCACUGCCGCUUCUUCGGCAGUCUCGUCCAACGCCGCCGCCGCCGCCGCCUCCGCAGCUGCCGCCGGAGGGGUGGGGGGCAGCCGGCAGAGCGAAGGAGGUUCAGGGGCGGCUGUGGGCGCCAACACGGCCGCCUCCGCCGCUGCUGCUACGAAAGCGGGGAACAAGGAAGAGGAUGACUGGAAGGAGUUUGAGCAGGAAGAAAUUGACUAUAGCGGUCUCAGGGUCCAGUCCAUGCAAAUAAGUGAAAAAGAUGAUGAUGAAGGUGAAAAGAGAGAAGAACCAAGGGAUUAUAGUGAAGAACCUGGUAGUGGUGUGGAUAAAUCAUCUGGCCCAUGGAAUAGGUCUUCUACUGCACAAACAACCCCUGUUGUUGAAACAGUUGAAAGCCCAGAGCCUGUCCAGUCCAGUGGGGUAUAUAGGCCACCUGGUGCUAGAGAAACCAGGACACGAAAAGCACCGCAAGGACCCCCAGAAAUCUAUAGUGAUACACAGUUUCCAUCGUUGCAGUCCACUGCCAAGCAUGUAGAUACCAGAAAGGAUAAAGAAAUGGAGAAGAGCUUUGAAGUAGUAAAACACAAAAAUAGAGGUAGGGAUGAGGUUUCAAAAACCCAGGCUACUAAACUUCACUUAGACAACCAAUAUGCUGUGCUUGGUGAUCAGUAAAGCUGCACACACAUUACAAUUAAGGAAUGGUUGUUUGAUACCCUUCCAUUCUAAGGUAACUAAACUACAGCUAUAAUGAACCUGCCGUCUCAUUUCUACUGGAUCUACUGCAACAAGUGCAGACUACUUUGACGUAGGUGAUUGGUUCUUCUGCACUGUGGAAGUAUGCUUAAUAUGGUACACCUGAUUUCUUCCUUGGAUGUAAGAGAUUAAUGUAAGUGGUCGAACAAGAGUCCCCAGUAUUUUGAUUACUCUGCAAAGCUAUAUGCAGCCAGUGGUUAUUUCAAAUCUUUUUAUGUUCAGAUACUGAGCCUUCGUAAGGGUUGACUACCUCAGACUUGCUGCACUCAUUGUGGACACCAUGUGGAUCACAACUUCUGGAAAAGGUUACAACUCUUUAGUGGCCAUCUGAAACUCGAAACCAGCUCUACUGGAUUCCUCUCAGAAAUCCUGCAGAAGUCAGCCAUCUGGGUUCUGAUUUACUAUACAUAACAAAUUGAAGUGACCUUAAAUGAACAACUUGUCCUGUGCCCCCACUUACUACAUCCUCUCAUAUGUAGCCAUAACUGACUAGAAACCUCUAGUAUAUACCAUUUUCAGAAAUAUUCAGUGUACUGUUGAGCUGUAGUUUGUUUACCUUAGUUUGAUUUUAAGUUAUCAGAAAAUACACAACCAGAUAGAAAAUGUAGGGACACUAGUCUGCAUAUUAGCUUUUUUCAACUAUGUAAACUCUUCUUUUAAAAAAUACGCCUUUUCUGGCUUGAGAAAUUGCAAUAUAGUCAAGUAGCAGCAUGGAAUAUGCAGACUAUUCAUACUUUUUUUUUUCUUCUAUGGGGUUCAAGGUAUGAGGAUUUCUGUAGGUUUGCCUUCAGUGGCCAGAAAUGUCUGUGCUCCCUUAGCAUCUGGAGCUUCUUUUGAAAAAACAAACAAACAUGUGCCAUAUACUUAGUUUUAACUUUGUAUUAUGGCAGGUAACAGCUGUUGAUCGCACACUAUUGUGUUUGCAAAAUGAAAGUAACUACAUGUCAAGUGAAAAUGUAUUUUGUCGUGGCUUCUUAUUGGUUGAAAUUUGGAAAUAUUUCGGAAUAAGAUGUUGCAUUUACAGCAUUUUUUUCCUCUGCUGCCCAAAGAGUUAGUGAUGACUUCAGUUGUGGGUCAGUCUUCUGACCUGCUAUGUCCAUUUAUUUGGAGAGAAGCUAGUAUAAUAGUACUUUGUGCUAAGAUUCAUGCUAUAUUGUACUGUGUGAUAUUGACAGUGGGUAGAAAGUUCUAAAUCCUAAAGAUGUUCCUGCAUUAAAGGAAAGUAAUCCUAUUUAAUUUUUCCUCGCAUCCAAAAUUUGGUGUGGCUGAUACUGAUAUUGUCUCUUUGGAACUGAUUAUUGGCAUUGGUGUCAAAUCAUUGGUUUGUUGAAGAACCAGUUGUUUUCUCUAUCUCAGUGCUUACGAGAACAGCAUUGGCCAUAUCCUUGUCAAGAAUUGUUCACCAUAACCAAAAUGGCUUCUAAAUAGUUGCAUUUUUAUAUAGAUAAAAGGUACCAAAGCCAGGUUUCUGGGUGCUCAGAUCACUGGACGUAAACCUACAGCUGACACCAUUGAACCAUAUAUAUUUCCUGAAAAUGUAUUUGCCAACAAAACAUUAGCAGGAUAGUCAAGCUGAAGAACUAAGAUUAUGUGGAUUUGUAUGUCAUUUAAUGGCAUAGCGGAAACAUGAAAUUUUAAAUGUCAGCUUUGGCAUUUUAUUGAGGUUAUUACACAGGAAUCAAGUUUUAAUAUACUAUGAUAGGGUAGAUGAAGCUGUCCUUUGUAUCUUCACUUGAGUUCUCGGGCAUGGUUGGCAGAGCAAGAAAACAUUGUAACAUUAAUAAAUAUAAUAAAUGGAAGUGUACAUGAAUUCUGGAGUCUAAUGAAUCUUUACAUGUAGUUAUGAUAUCAUGCAUCAUUAAUCAUGAGAAAAUUGAUGUAUGAUCAUUGAGUUGAAACUUGAGACUGCAAUCCUAUGCAGGUUACUUACCCCCAAGUUCCACUGACCUCCGAGUACACGUGCGUAGAUGUGGACAUUCAAUCCUCAGCCAUUCACUGUUGAUAAUUAUGAGUGUCCAUCCCUUCAGUUAGUUUGGAAAAUCUGGUCAUUGUCUACCUCACCCUGCAUAUAUUGCCCCUAGCAAACAGAUUAAAGUGAAAUUGAAAAUGAUUUCCUGCUCUUGGUGAGGGAGCAGCGCUGUUGAGGUUGGCAGUCGUUGUUGGUCCUUGAUGGUCCAUAUUAAAUUUCUUGUAACCUUAGAUUUUGGGGCUUUUUUCAAGUGUAAGAUUUUUUUCACAUUGAAGAACAUAGGCAUUGAAAAAGUCAUUCCAUUGUCUAUUUUAAAGUCACCAAAUAGCUUGGGUAAACAAAAUACAAUUCCAAAUUUGGAAAAAAGUACAGCAUGUCAUGCCUUCUACACCACUGAAUUAUAUAACAAUUAAAAUUUGCCUAUUUUGGGAUUUAGUAUUGUCCUACUGGCUUGUUAGACAUAUGCAUUCUUAGGGGCUCAGUAAAUAAUUCAUAUGAAAUGUUUUUCUUCAUAGCUGAGGUUUCUGCAUCUUAACAUACCUAGCUACUUUCCCCAUAACAAAUUCUGCAGAAUAAUUUACUAAAAUGGGCCUAUAAGGAAAGUGAUCUCCCUCUUCCACUAGAGCUUGCUGUGCUCCUAGGAUUCAGUGGAGCUUUCAGAGGUGGUGCACAGUUGCAGUGGGUGGGUGGAAUUAGUGAAAAUUAUCUUUCCUGUUUUGUCUGGCAGUGCCUUCCAUCAGCAGAAAACAUAGGUAAUACCCAAGCCAAUGUUUCAGCAGAAACUAUCUGAAGUUCAGUAUAACCCUAAUCAGGUUUAAAAAAAACUCUGCUAGGGUUCAGUAAUUAUCAGUCAAGUGAGGUGUACGUAUAAUCUGUAAUUCUGGUAACUAGAGGAAUGUGGUGGAGUUUUUAUUCCACAAAAGGUUGUUCAUUCUUAAUUGGAGGUAAAGGCAUCUCAGGGAAGGAGCAUUCAUUCUGAGAGCACUAGGAGUGUCUGCAAGGCCUUUGCAUCUUAGGGGCUUUUGCUUAAAAUCCACACUGUUGUAUUGAACUUACAAGCUGUCAACAGAUGUGCCUCUCGUUAUAUCGCACGCACACUAUGGCGAUCAGUUCCAUGCCACAUUGCUUGCUGACUUGUUCAGUGUUGGGUGCCAUGCUGGAAUAGGGGAGGCUUUCCUCUGGCUGGGCUUCUCAACUGCCAGUAGUUGAAAAUGAGAUGCAUAGACAUCUAGUUAUCUGACAUUCACUAUGUCGCAAACGGGUCCUGAACCUGUUGACCAUAUAGGAGGCUUUUCACAGGGUCAAGUCUACAUAUUUUCUUUGUACUUGUUUGACUUGAAUGGGACCCAUAUAUAGAAAUGCUUUGCUCUGGGGCCUUAGACUGCUAUAAAGAUCCCUAGUAUCAUAAUACUGCUGAAAUUGUUUCCACAGCUCUGUUUAGUAAUAGUCAAAGGAAAUUUGCAUUAUGUUGGAUAGAGUGUGCCUAACUAUGGUUGGCUUCAGCAAUAGCUGCACUGACUAUUUUCAGGAAGUUUCAGGAAAGGUAGGGGCAAAUUUCUACUGCGAAAGUCUAUACUGUUUUGAGCAGACUUAAUUGUGAACAACUACAGUAGCUGAAAACAUAAAAACGAAUGUAAAGGCUAGGUAAGUGAAACCCACACAAGGAAGCAAGUGGAGUAGAUGUGGCAAGCCUGCGAAAAAUUUCAGCCUGAACAGGGGGAUACUUAAAAAUGUGUCCAAAUAUUGGCAGUUCUUUUCCCUACCUGAUAUUCAGCUGUAAUACUGCAUUAUUUAAUAUUCUGUUCAAGACAGCUAUCAAAGGGGAAAUGAAGAAAAAGACUUUAAUGAUGUCCACAUGGGAGAGAAGAGCUUAAAGCAGGGGCUGAUGGGAAUCAUGGUCCACAAACAUCUGGUUGGACCCCCCUGGCUUAAAGGAUGCAAAGCUUUUCAUCCAUGGAGCUGUCACACAAUGCAUAGAAUGGGGUGGUAGAAUUCUAAAUGGUACCAUUUCAGGUAUGGUAGGAGAGUAACUUUUGGAUGUUACUCACUUUGUGGUUAACAGAAAGGUUUACUGUAGGUGGACCCCCAUGGAAUAACUUACUUCACAAAGACAGCAUCUUAUAGGAGGAAUCAUUUUUUUAAAGGUGCUUGUAGUUGAAACUUGGACAGUCCUACCACCUCCUUUUCUGAUUAUGGUUAUGAAUCAGAAAGGCAUAAUAUGAAGAAAUGCUUCAGGAGCAGGGAUUCUGUCAAAUCUCUUUUUACAUGUGAAAAUUUGUAAAGGGGGAUGUCUUCAGACUGAUGAGGUCAUUUUUAAGAGGCAUAAAUUGCUUCAUUUUAACGGAGCAAACUAACUACAACAGACUUUAUGCUGCUAUACAGUAUGUUCACUCAGGCCUAUUAAACUUAAUAUUCAUAAAUGGUGAGAUCCUGAAGACGGAUGAAGAAAAGUGAUCCAAAAGGAUGAAAACAGUCAUUGUGAGUAUGGGACAGGAAUUAAUGGAAGUCUCACGGUGCCUCAGUUUUUUCUUAAGUUGCGAAGAUAAUAUUUCCCUACCUCACAGGGGUGUUGUGAGGGUAUCUUCAUUGUAGAAUGUUUUUGAGUUUCCCUGAUGGAAGGUGCUACUGAAGUGCAAAACAUAGCUAUUUGGCAGGUCUGAUGGCUGCUUGUCACAAGCAAACAUUCACCUUUGUCUUCAUUACAGUAUUUUGCUACUAUACAAGGCUUCUCUAUGAAACAUUUAAAUACAUGGAUCAUAUAACAAUGGAUUUUGCAAGAAGGCAUGGUUGAGUUUUUUUCAAUCUUUGUGCAUCCUUUUCUGGUUUUACGUGAUUAACUGUGCAGAUCUAAUUGUAUUAACAAGGUUCUUAGGUUUUUGCAUGAAAAUUACUUAAGACGAACUCAGUUUUUUGUAAACUCCCUGAAUAAAAUAAACUUGCAUUCACACUGUUUAA
Molecule: messenger RNA, 6132 nt
Organism: Sphaerodactylus townsendi
Lineage: Eukaryota; Metazoa; Chordata; Lepidosauria; Squamata; Sphaerodactylidae
Gene: CDV3
Product: CDV3 homolog
Exons: 5
Coding region: 372-1127 (251 amino acids)
Cellular component (GO): cytoplasm
Source: RefSeq, a predicted model, not a curated record